AUGUUUAAGCUUUACAAGCACUUCCCCAGCCAUGCGCUAGCUGCCGCUAAGUGGCAGAUGCCAGCGCCUCACAAGCAUAUCGAGCACAUCGAGGCAAAUGAAUCUUCGAAUUCGCUUUCUCCAAAACAGGAUGUGCCCAAUCCGGUACCAUUGCUCCCAUCAGGCAAUCUAGUGGCGUCACGUGGAUCGAAGGGCAACCCGACCUUGAAGGAAGACAAAGACGGAGCAAGCGAAUGUUUUAGAUUACGACACGUCCAGAUUGACACCUUGCUCAAGGAUGGCACCUUGGGCCUUUUGCUGCACGGCACAUCAGUGGUGGGCUUUUGCAGCGAAGAAGUUGCGGAUCAGGGAUGGUUGGUGGGAGAUCAGAUCGUUGAGAUCAACGGAAGACGUGUCUCAGCAUUUGACGAAUUCCUGGAGCGCUUCGUCGCAGCUCAAGUCCAGGGUUUUCCCAUCAUCUUCAGUGUCCUGAGACGUGAAGCUCCCGAAGCUAUUGAAUCUCCUGUAGCCAAGGAUCCCUUGGACGCUUUCUUCAGCGAAAUGCCGUUUUCAGACUUGGCCAGUCAGCUGAAGACCAAGUUUGGACCGCAGCCAAAACAGGUUACAACUUUUCAAGCAGCGUCAUCAUUUGGUGACUUGUCCAUCUUGGAAAAUCCAUAUAUUCAGGCUCUGCGGAAACGGCGAAGCGAGCUGAGCCGCAGCCCGGAGGGCUGGAGUGAGGAUUACCAGGCUCAGUCGCUGGCUGCAAAGAUGGCCUCGGAACGCGGGGAUGCAUUGGCCACGUUGUCGAAGGAUUCUACUGAAACACCUCGAAGGUAUGAAAGAAACUCCAGAUCGCCAAGUGCAUUUGAUUUGUUCUCGUGCAUCACCGCAUUUCGACCAUGCAGAGAGAAGGAGGCUGGGGCCGAAGAGUUCCAUACCACUCCUCGCGACUGCGAUUUCGAGCAGGUGUCUACUCCGAACGCAGUGGUGCUCACUGCUCGGGAUGGACAGGUCUGGAUCCAGGCAGAGAUUGUCACAUCGAAUGACAAGGAGAUCAUUGUGAAAACCUAUGAAGAUCCCAACAGCCGAAUCGUCCUGGCGCCUCAUGAGCCGAUCUUCCUAAGGACUUCUGAUGUCUUCACUAGUGAAGGUUUGUCUGUCUUAGAUGACUUGUGUCAGCUCACACAUUUGCACGAACCUGCUGUACUCAGCUCGCUGCAAAAUCGAUUUGACAUUGACAAGAUCUAUACAUUCACAGGGCCGAUUUUGAUCGCGCUAAAUCCCUUCAAAGGGAUUCCAGGAUUGUACGACGAGGAUGUCUUGAAGAGCUUCAUGACAACAAAGCCAUCGACCAAACCGCAUGUCUUCAACACAUCGAACUCCACCUACUGGGGCAUCUGUGACCGAAAGAAGAGUCAGACAGUCCUCAUCAGUGGUGAGUCUGGUGCAGGAAAGACAGAGACCACAAAGUUUGUGAUGAAAUUCCUAGCAAUGGCAGGAGCAGCAGAUGGUGAGGUCACCAACGUGGAGAAGCAGGUAUUGGAAUCCAAUCCACUUUUGGAGGCCUUUGGCAACGCUCGAACCCUCAGGAAUGACAACUCCAGUCGCUUUGGGAAAUUCAUUGAGCUGCAGUUUCGCACCAGUGGCAAGGACGCAGCUAACCUGGGAGUUGCGGGAGAGAACUGUCGUCUUUGCGGCGCGCGAAUUCAGACCUAUCUGUUGGAGAAGGUCCGCGUGUGUGAUCAACAAGAAGGCGAAAGGAACUACCAUCUCUUUUAUGAGGCCUGCGCUGCAGCUGCGCUGGCAUCAGACUGCAAUUAUUCGUAUCCUCAGAAGCUCUCGAAAGAAAAAGUGAAGAGGGAGUUGACUUUGAACUUGGAGGGCUUCAGCGACCUGGGAAACUUUGCUUACCUCACACGUUCCUCAUGCAAGACAUUGAAAGACGUCGACGAUGUGGAGAUGUUCGAGCGCCGCAUCCACGCAAUGCAAACCAUUGGCAUCCCAGAGGAUCAGAUGACACAGAUUCUGCGCAUGGUGGCAUCGGUCCUCCACCUGGGGAACAUCAAAUUUGAUGCUCCGCCAAACAACAGCGAAGGCUCUAUGGCAAUGUCUGAGUGCGAGAAGUCCAUGGAGAUGUCCAGCAAGCUGCUGGGAGUUGAUCGCAAAGCGCUUGAGUCUGCCCUGUGCAACCAGACUCGGGUGACGCGAACGGAGAAGAUCCGAAGCCCGGUGAAUGUCCGCAGAGAUCUCAGCGCACAGCGAUGGCCCAGCUGUCAAGCAGCAGACAAUCGAGAUGCUUUGGGGAAAGCAGUCUACGGCAUUGUCUUCAACUACAUCGUGCGGAGUACAAACAUGUCCAUUGGAUACGUCGAGGACGUGAAGCUCUUCGCCGGUGUGCUUGACAUUUUCGGUUUCGAAUGCUUCAAGAUGAAUUCCUUUGAGCAGCUUUGCAUCAACUUUACGAAUGAACGGCUGCAGCAGUUCUUCAACUCCUUUGUUUUCAAGCUGGAGGAACAGCUCUACGAGCGCGAGGGCAUCGAAUGGGAUCCGUUGGAUUUUCCUGACAACCAGGACAAGGGAUGA
Cladocopium goreaui is the source of this 2565-nucleotide messenger RNA. The record is from the annotation of a GenBank genome assembly. NCBI's taxonomy places the organism in Eukaryota, Dinophyceae, Suessiales, Symbiodiniaceae.